AUGUCAAUAUAAUAUGCUAUAUUUAUUUAAUUUUUUUUAAAACCUUGCUAAAACGUAAAUAAAGUUCGCCCGUGUGUAGACUGAAUGUCCGUCUGUUUCAAUCUGUGAGCAACCCCCUUCCCCCUUCCUUAGCCCACUUUACCAGAAGCCACCAAAAGUCUAGCCUAAGGGGGUUAAACUGUUUUAAAUCGCGUAAAUUUGAAUGUUCCUGUCAUGUAAGUAUUGAAUGAGGAAGCAGCAUUUCAAAGGACAUGUAUUCUAGCCUUGACCUUUUUUGCCAAUAUAUGUAAUUCAUUUGACUGGGUUCUUGUUUUUACUAUCUCCUUUGACCAAAAUUGUGACCUGGAGAUAAUAUACGAAAUAUUCAAAUUCACACGCGUUAUUUACUCAAAGAGUAAUAUAAAUGAGAAUAUAAUGGCUGUGUUUUUUAGAUAUUUAGUUAGCUCAAAAGUUAAUGUUGAGUGCAUGAUGAGUGUGUCACGGUUGGUUUCCUUUAAUUCAUUUUAACAAAUUAACACUAAUGCUAUUUCACAUAUCAUGUUCUAUUUUCCAUGUCCUUGGAAUGAGGUUCGACGAAAAUAGCUACAUGACAAUGAUAGCUGGAAUAAGGUAUUUGAUAAUUGAUUUCUUAGAACUAAUCUAUGUUUUAUGAACAUAAAUUUUACAUUGUUAAUAUUAUUGUUGUCAUGUUUUAUUUAAUAUUUUUUUUUUUAUAAUGAAUAACUUCUUUUUAAUAAUUUAAGAAACCUUAGAAAAAUAUUAUGAUGAUUAUAUUCCGACGCCUCUGAAAUGGAUUUAAGCUUUAAAAAAUGUCUGGUAAUUUAAGGGAACGUUUUUUCUCCUUUUUUCUUCUUGCUGUUAUUGUACGUGAAAUUGCAGCAUCUUGCACCACAAGUGAAGGUGGUUUGACUAUUCAAUGCUCUGAUGAAAUUUCUGGAAAGGAUGUAAGUUUGAAAGUAGAAGUAGAACCAUGUAAAGAUAAGCCCACCAUUGCUUUGGAGAUGAAAGUGGCUGGGGUGACAUUUAAAGGAGAUUUUGAUGCUUCUGUAUCCAUCCCAGUGCCUAACUUAACCAUAUUUAAUGCAGGAUGGUACAUUGUGAUAGACAUGACUAAGGAUAACGAUUACCUAAAACUUUCGAUAACAUUGAAGCUAAAAGGACUUGGACUUUUUUUUGUUCCGACUUCUGUUAAGAUUCUACAGAGGAGCGUACCUGUUGACUGCAACGAUCUUGAAGCAUGGUGGAAUUCAAUGAGUUUGUUGGAGAAAAUAUUUGUUCUCGUUGGAAGUUUCGUUGUUUGGGUUGCUUCGAUUGUCUUUUGUUGUUGCUGCCAUCGGUCGCGUUCUUCGAACAAUGUUCAACAGCCAGCACCCAUAACUGAGGAUACUAGCACUGUUUUUUAUGUUUCUGGAGAGGUGCAGAUGCCACCGCAGUCUCAAAUUAUCACACAGCAAAGUUAAUUCGAUAACA
Hydractinia symbiolongicarpus is the source of this 1470-nucleotide messenger RNA. RefSeq lists its product as uncharacterized. The record is from RefSeq and is a predicted model, not a curated record. The transcript has 4 exons. Bases 810 to 1460 code for a protein of 216 amino acids. Lineage: Eukaryota; Metazoa; Cnidaria; Hydrozoa; Anthoathecata; Hydractiniidae.